This is a messenger RNA of Megalobrama amblycephala (Wuchang bream), 1231 nucleotides long. RefSeq lists its product as uncharacterized. Lineage: Eukaryota; Metazoa; Chordata; Actinopteri; Cypriniformes; Xenocyprididae. The transcript has 6 exons. The record is from RefSeq and is a predicted model, not a curated record. The coding region runs from base 327 to 1046 and encodes 239 amino acids.
CACAGAUUCUGCAAGUGGUUCACAUACUUUUUCAUGCCACUGUACAUCACUACUGGGAAUUUAGUUGGUUUUAUUUCUACAUUUUUUUCAAAGAAACAACAAGGAUGACACAAAAAAAGGAUGAUGAACUUUAUUUUCAGUGCAUGAACAAAAUUUCUUUCCCGGUCUGUAAUUACUGGCAACGAUUGUGGUAAAAAUGAAAUAUAAAAACAAAGUUGCACAAAACCUACUCCAUUCUACCCUUUUGGUUCUUUCUGAAACAUCUGUGUAUCAUUAAAUCGCAGCACGUCUCUGUAAGAGUAACUUUGAAUAAAAGUGUCUGAUAAAUGAAUAAAUGUAAAUCUGUAGAUUCUAGAUCAGACACAGGAGAUCUCCUCUCAUUACUUACUUUCAGUAAGCUUGUCUGUUCUUUAUUUACAGCUGAAGAGUUCAGAUUGUGUUUACUGGACAAGAGUAAAUUAUGUGUUCAAUUAUGUGUUCACUAUCACAUUACCAGCAGUGUUUCUGAGUUUAAUCUCAGAUUGACUGUUUGUGUUUGUUCUGCAGUGUUUGGAGCUGAUGAAGAUGGAGUGAAGAGAGAGUCAGUGAAGAAGGGAGAUUCUGUUACUCUAGACACUGGUGUUACUGACAAACAUAAAAUUAAUAAGAUACUGUGGAUGUUUCGAGAUGAUGUCAUUGCUGUAAUGUAUAAAAAUGACGAGACCUCAUAUCCUGAUGAUGAGAGAUUCAGAGACAGACUGAAGCUGGAUAAUCAGACUGGAUCUCUGACCAUCAACAACACGAGAGUCACAGACUCUGGACUUUAUGAAGCACAGAUCAAUCUCAAUGAUGGGCUCUCAUAUAAGAGAUUCAAUGUGACUGUCUCAGCUGUUCCAGAUCCAGUUCUGUCUCCAGGUGCUAAAGCAGGAAUAGUUGUUGUCGUUCUGUUGGUGUUUUCUGCUGCUGCUGCUGCUGUUUAUUAUCGACACAGAAUCUGUGAUCUAAAACGUUUAUUGGAAGCCGAGGUCUCUGAACGACAGUCAGAAACGGGAGUCAAGCAUGUUUAACCCACAGUAAUGUUUGUUCGUCUGCUAUUGAAGCUCACAGAACUAAAUAAUUUGUAGAUGGUGUUGUGACCGAUGAAGAGGCAGCCUCUGAACAACUAACAAGUAAAACAUUUGAAGAGAGGACAGUAUCAGUAAAGGAGGGAGAUUCUGCCAUUCUCAAGACUGAUGCUGAAAUACAGAGAGAU